CCCUUGACUUGCUACCAACCAAACAAGGAGUCAGUCAAGUAUCGCACACAUCAUUUCUUGCUACUGUUCAAAACCAGUCAAUGUAGAGGGAGAAUGCCUGUCUUCUUCUCCCUUAUUUUAUCCCCACAUCACUAGCAUGCUUAUGCUCUUUCCCCUCCCCACCCUUCAUAUCAUUGUUGCCCUCCUCCCCACUUCAUCCUUCCUUCCCCUUUCCCGCUUCUACCUGCACAUCCUAUUUUGAUGAUCGGAUUCAUGGCAGAUCAGUGGAGAGACCGAUACAGGGUGGUAGCUAGAGCAGGGCAAGUGAUGAGAGAGGUGAAGGAUAAGGAAGUAGCACUUGUUGAGGUUCUUGAGGAUGAUGAGGGGAGAUCCAUGGAUGACAAGGGUUUUGACCUCAACGAGAGUGUUGAUGCCGAGAGCGAGGAAGGGGAAGUCGGCGAUUAUGAUGAUGAGGAAGGUGAUGGCGAUGACGAUGACGGCGGUAGCACCACCGAUGUUGCUGGGAGUAGGAGCUCGAGCAACAACAGCAGCACCAAUAAUAAUUUGGAGGGCAAGAAGGGCGGUGCGAACGGUGAAAGCAAGUCGGAGGGGAGCGGCGGCGAGCAGAGGGUGUCUAUGGUGCGGCAGUACAACCGGUCGAAGCUACCUCGGCUCCGGUGGACGCCUGACCUCCACAUGUCCUUCGUCCACGCCGUCGAAAGGCUUGGUGGGCAAGAGAGAGCAACCCCGAAGCUGGUGCUUCAGAUGAUGAACGUUAGGGGGCUCAGCAUUGCUCAUGUGAAAAGCCACUUGCAGAUGUACAGAGGCAAGAAGCUCGACCAGGAUGGUCGCCCGAGGGGAGCAAUUUCCUCAGCGUAUUCCCAAUCCCCACUGGACUUCCAUUUCAUGAGAGGCGAUCGGCGUUUCCACGACAUGUCGUUCCUGCACAGAGCCGCCGCGCUCUCCUCCUCCAGGCCGGCGGAGCACAGCGGUUUCUUCAUGUCGAGGAACGGCAGCGGCCAGGAGGUCAGACGCCUUUACGGGCCUUUCCAGCACCAGCUGGCUCCGGCGCAAACUUUCGACUGCAGAAGCUCCAGUUUCAGGAAUCAUGAUUGGGCGUCGAACCAGAGACAGGUGACGAUCUCCAUGAAGGACGCCACGCCCCUGACCGGGCCGCAGCCACACCCUCUUGCAUCUUCCGCGGCACUGAGGACCGAGAGGCGCUGGUGGCCUUUCACCGACGCGGGCGCGCCCGUCGCCGUCGGAGAGCACAGGGUAGAGACGGGAUGGGAUGUAAACUUCCGCAAUUCCAUCGGGAGCAGCUCUCGGCCGGCCUGGGCCAUGUCGCCGGCCGUGUCCAGCGAUCACCGUCUUCCGUUCAGAUGGCGGCCGGGAGGCGGCAGCAACGUCGGCGUCCACCCCAGCAGCAGCGCCCUGAUCACAACAAGAUCGUCGGAUCCCGUCGUGAUCGAAGAAGCCCUAGAUGCCCAGCAGCUCGAUCAGAGGAAAAAGCACGUAGAUCCAAGGGCUUCCUCCACGCCGACCGACGAUGCGUGCCGCAAGCGGCCGCCGCCGGAACCACAUGGCUCGACGGCGCCGUACUUGAAGCUCACCUUGUCCCCCACCACGGCGGUGGAUGCCAAGAAGAGAAAGACCACUGCACCAAGCGAGCAGGAGAUCAUGAACAGCAGCGAGCUCUCGAUCUCGCUCUCGCUCUCGCCACCUGCUGCAGCUUCCAUGCAUCAGCAGCAGCGGCAAGAAAAGACAAGAACAGGAAGCAGCAACAGCAGCAGCGGUGAAGCCGUUCUGGGGCAGAGUACUUUGGAUCUGACCAUGUCGAUCAGGGCAUUGGAGUGAGAUCUUUCAAGUACUUUGUCCCAAGGCCAUCCAAAAUUUGCACACUGCACCAUGCAUGCAUGAGAUUAAUAAACAUUGUUAAUUUAAUCUCGUCUCCACCAGUACAUAGGCAAAUAUAUCGUAUGUGCAUGCCAUGCUUGGUUAUUGUUUCUAGGGAGAGUCUGCCAAUCUAUAUGUGACUAUAUAUGGCCCAUAUGCAUGUAUCCUUGACCACAUGAUCGAUAACUAGUUUGUUCUUUUGUGACAGCA
Phragmites australis (common reed) is the source of this 2085-nucleotide messenger RNA. RefSeq names its product two-component response regulator ORR22-like. The record is from RefSeq and is a predicted model, not a curated record. The coding region runs from base 241 to 1836 and encodes 531 amino acids. The transcript has 6 exons. Lineage: Eukaryota; Viridiplantae; Streptophyta; Magnoliopsida; Poales; Poaceae. Gene Ontology annotation, molecular function: DNA-binding transcription factor activity; DNA binding.